Molecule: messenger RNA, 1280 nt
Organism: Electrophorus electricus (electric eel)
Lineage: Eukaryota; Metazoa; Chordata; Actinopteri; Gymnotiformes; Gymnotidae
Gene: acp5a
Product: acid phosphatase 5a, tartrate resistant
Biological process (GO): bone resorption
Molecular function (GO): acid phosphatase activity
Source: RefSeq, a predicted model, not a curated record
AUUUUAGUUGCCACUGCCAAUCAGACCUCAGAUGGCUUCCCAUCUCCUCUUUGUCUUCAUCAUUCUCCCUGCUGUCCUCUGCUAUUCUCCUUCUUUUGUUGACCUGGAAACGAAAGGAAGUAAUCAAUCAUCCAUCCGGUUCCUUGUUGUUGGUGACUGGGGCGGCUUGCCGACCGCGCCAUUCACCACCAAAAUAGAGUGGGCAACAGCCCAGGAGAUGGGCAGGACUGCAGACCAGCUGGGAGCCGACUUUGUUUUAGCCCUUGGUGAUAAUUUUUACUUCAAAGGAGUGCGGAGUGUGGAUGACCCUCGCUUUCAGGAAACGUUUGAGAAUGUCUACACUGCGAGAUCUCUCAAUAUUCCCUGGUUUGUUAUUGCGGGCAACCACGACCAUGCAGGGAAUGUGCUUGCCCAGAUCCAUUACAGCAAGCUGUCCCAGCGAUGGAACUUCCCGUACUUCUAUUACGAGCUGAACUUCCGCAUCCCAAAAACAGACAGCACUCUGACUAUCUUGAUGUUGGACACAGUACUGCUGUGUGGGAACACAGACGACUUUCAGGACCAGAAGCCUCAAGGUCCCACAAGUAAUGCACAGGCCAAUCGGCAGCUGCUGUGGCUGCAGCAGCGCUUGGCCAGUUCCAAGGCAGACUUCCUGCUGGUGGCGGGACACUACCCCAUCUGGUCCAUCUCUAAGCAUGGCCCCACAAGCUGUUUGGUCAAGAAACUGCGUCCUCUGCUGGUGAAGUAUGAAGCUACAGCUUACUUGUGUGGCCAUGACCACAACUUGCAGUACUUUAAGGAGUCCGAUAUUGGCUACAUCGUGAGUGGUGCGGGGAACUUCAUGGAUCCAAAUGUGAAGCAUCGCCAUGAUGUUCCUAAAAGCUCCCUGAAGUUCUUCACGGGUGAGGCUUCCACGCUGGGAGGCUUUGUGCACAUGGAGGUCACUAAGAAGAAGCUGGUCAUCACGUUUCUCCAGGCGAGGGGGACCUCCCUCUACCAGACUGUGCUCUCCAAGAGGGAUCUCUAGUUUUCUGGAAUGGGAAUAGGGAUUUUUUUUUGUUUUUUUGUUUUUUUUUUCUUUUUCAAGACUAGUGCUGCCAUCUAGCUGUAGUGAGCACAAUCCCAAGUGAUUUUAUGUGAUUCUACAGUACAGAAUUUUAAAACCAGCUUUGAAUUGUUUGUAGCCGUAUAGUUUAUAUUUGUUCUAAGCCAAUGUUUUAAAUGUGAUUAAAUGAUCUUUCAAUGUAAAUUGAUGGAUGGUUUUCUUUCAGUAUUUUGGU